Molecule: messenger RNA, 3240 nt
Organism: Anguilla rostrata (American eel)
Lineage: Eukaryota; Metazoa; Chordata; Actinopteri; Anguilliformes; Anguillidae
Product: L-fucose kinase
Exons: 23
Coding region: 79-3240 (1053 amino acids)
Biological process (GO): GDP-L-fucose salvage
Molecular function (GO): fucokinase activity; ATP binding
Source: RefSeq, a predicted model, not a curated record
UUGUGGUGCAUCAGCGAUUGCAGUCCGGAAGUGGAUGGACUUGGCGGUGGAUUGAGGGCAGUCGGUAGGUGCACCAACAUGGCCCGCCAGUGGGCGCUCGAUUGGACAGUGAUCGUCCUGACUUGCCAGCACAAGGACAGUGUGUACGCCUUUCAGAGAGAGUUGGAAGCGCGGCAGCGGCGCGGAUCUCUACCAAAGGGGGCGCUGUUGUUGACCGUAGCCGACCCCCAGGAGCGCCUGGGCAGCGGGGGUGCCACCCUGAACGCCCUGCUGGUGGCGGCAGAGCACCUCAGCGCCAGGGCCGGGCACACCGUGGUGACCGCUGACGCACUGGAUGACGCCCACAUCCUCAUCCUGCACACGGGCCGGGACUUCCCGUGGGACAGCUGUGGGCGGGCUUUCUGCUGGCUGCCCGUGCAGGAGAGUACAGGGCUGGUGGAGCAGCCUGUGUGCUGCCUGGACCUGCUGCUGAGUGUCCUCACAAACCAGGUCUGCCCUGGCUCUCCUCCGGGUGUUUGGGUGUGCAGCACUGAUAUGAUCCUGGAGUUACCCAGCAAUCCCGCCAUGUCUUGGGACGGCUUCUAUGGAGUUAGAGUGCUGUCUGUGCCGGGGGAGGUGACCUUUGCCACCAGCCAUGGGGUGUACCUCACUGAUGAGCAGGACCGAGUGCGUGACAUCAUCUACAGGGGACCCGAGGAGAAGAUCCGACAAGCCGCUCGGGCUGAUGGGAAGGUUCCGCUGGUGUCUGGGCCAGUGUUCUUCUGCAGGGAGGUGUCCGAGCGGCUGCUGCAAAUGCACGUGACCCCCCCGCUGGACGGCUGCACCUACCUGGGCAUGGACUCUGGGGCCCCCCCAUUAGAGAUCUCGCUGUUCCUGGACGUGCUGCUGUGCCUGUGUUCGGACGUGAGCGAGGACCGCUUCGUCAGCGCAGAGAGGCAGGGCUGCGCUUCCCCGCGUGGCCCGCAGGGGGCGGCAGUGAGGAACGCGAGGGCGCUUCUCUGGAGAGCUCUGCGCGGGACCCCCCUCUCCCUGGUCUACGUUCCAGAUGGUCGCUAUGACUACAUGACGCUCUCUGGCCUGGAGCACGUGAGGCGCCUGACGCAGACGGGGACGGAGAGAGAGACGCUGUCACACGUGCAGAAUGUACAGAGUUUGGCCGCGGGCAGUAGAGUGAUAAACAGCGUUUUGGAAGGGGACGUCCUUGUUUCUGCCGGAGCGGUUGUCCUGCGCUGCCACCUGCAGGGCCCAGUGCAAGUGCCGCCCGGUUGUUUGGUGUCGGGGCUGGAGCUGUCCUCGCUGAGCUGUGUUCCGCAGCUGGCUCUUCUCAAUGACAUCAUCAUUCAGGGACACCGUGUGCAGCUAGGGGAGCUGCAGCUGACGGUCUUCACAGUGCUGGGUUCUCAUGACAACCUGGAGGCAUCUCUUGAUGAUCCGUCUGCCACGUUCCUGAACCGCAAGUGGACGGACUUCUACGAGCGCACGGGAAUUCGACCUGGCGACCUGGGGGGAGCGGGGGGCCAUGGCGACGCCUGCCCCUGUCUCCUCGACGUCCGCCUUUUCCCCGUGUUUCAGCCCCGGGGGGGCACCGUGGGGCUGGAGGGGGUGGGGUGGCUGCUGGGCGGGGCCGGGGGUGGAGCCGGGGCUGGGGGCAGGGCAGGAGGUGGGGCCUGGGACGCGGGCCGCUGGCGGGCGGCGUGGCGGCUCUCCCUGAGGGAGGUGCUGUCCUGCGCUGACCAGCAGGAGGAGCUGCGCUGGAGGGAGGAGCUGUUUUUCCGCGCUGCGCGGCGGAGGGCGGGGGACGGGCUGAGGGGCCGGACCGACCGCAGCCUCCUCCCCAGCGUCAGGGCCGCCGUCCUGGCCGGCCAGCAGGAGGCGCUGCUGCGUACGCUGGACGCUGUGGCAGCAGGAAGCAGCGAGGACCUCGGCAUAGCUGCCCGCAGUCUUGCCUGCAUAGCGGAUGUGCUCGGCUGCCUGGCUGGAGAGGGAAGGGGGGGCCUGAGAAGUGGGCCGGCCGCGAACCCCGCCUGGGCCCCCGCCUUCGCCCUGCUGGAGGGGGGGGACCUGCCAGGGGGGGUCCAGGCGCUGGCCGAAGAGAGACAGAACUGGAAGAGCAGGCCGGAUCUGCUGGUGCGCGCUGCGAGGCACUACGAGGGGGCGGGGCAGGUGCUGCUGCGGCAGGCUGUGAUGUCAGCGCGGCGCUUUGUUUCCAUUGGCCGAGGGAAGUUGCCGCCAAUCGGGGAGUGGCAGGAGGUGGAAUGCCCGGCCAGGCUGGACCUAUCAGGUGGGUGGAGCGACACCCCGCCAAUCGCGUUCGAGCGCGGCGGCGCCGUGGUGAACGUGGCUGUCAGGGUGGGCGGCAGGCGGCCAAUCGGGGCCCGAGCUCGCCGGAUCAAGGAACCCCAUCUCCUAUUGGUCAGCUCCAGCGGUGGGCGGGACUGCCAGGUUGCCACGGAGACCGUGUGCCUAACCCUGCAGGACCUGGAGGACCACUGCCAGCCUCACGCCCCAGGUGCCCUGCUGAAGGCGGUGUGCGUGUGCAGCGGCCUGGUCACCUUCCCUUCCCAGCAGCCCCUGGGGCAGCAGCUGCAGCAGCGUUGGGGCGGGGGGGUGGAGCUGCGCAGCUGGUCGCUGCUCCCCCACGGAUCUGGCCUGGGUACGAGCAGCAUCCUGGCGGGGGCGCUGCUGGCUGCCGUGUACAGGUGCACCGGUCGCACCUUCGACACCGACUCCCUCAUCCACGCCGUGCUGCACCUGGAGCAGAUCCUGACCACAGGCGGGGGGUGGCAGGACCAGGUGGGGGGGCUGGUGGGGGGGGUGAAGAUCGCACGCUCCCGGGCCUGUUUGCCCCUGAAGGUGGAAGUGGAGCGUCUGGAUCUCUCUGAGGACUUCCUGUCAUCACUGCAACAGCGCCUCCUGCUGGUCUACACGGGAAAGACACGUCUGGCUCGAAAUCUACUGCAGGAUGUGGUGCGGAGCUGGUACAGCCGCCUGUCGUCCAUCGUGGAGAACACCGAGCAGCUGGUGAGCAACGCGGAGGAGUGCGCCCGCGCCUGUGUGGAGGGUGAGAGCGCGCGGGGCCGGGGGGCGGGGUGGGCGGGCAGGCGGGCGGGGCAGGGUGCGGGGCAGGGUGGGUCGCAGGCUUCGGUGAAGCUCGGGAAGCUGUGGUCGCUGAGGUUCCUUCAGGCAGCCUGUCGGCGGGGCGGCCUGUCCUGUGACCGGACCCUGCAGAGGAAGGCAUGA